UUUAACUGAAGUUAAAAUUCACCCAAAGCGUAAAAUUUCAGAAUUAGAUGACAUUACCAAUAGUAAAUAUAAUUCAAAUGAACCUCGUCCAAAUAAAAAAAUGGCCAGUGUUAAUGUCAUUAAAGAUAUCUAUUUAAAAGAAGAUUACCAAUCUUAUAAAAAAUCAUCUCACGUUGAAAUUCAACAACGAUCUCCUUCUCCUUCAGAUCAUUCAACCUCUUCCUCUCCUCCAAAACAUAGACAAAGAACAAAAUCAGUUUCUUUUGAAUUAUCUCAUAAUAAACAUUAUGAAAAUUCCCCUUUACUUACUCCAAAAGAUGAUGAUGAUGAUGAUGAUGAUAUUAUAAACCUUCCUAAUGAUAAUGACUUGAUAAAUUCUAAUGAUACAACUAAUACUUCUAAUGAUUGUAAUCCUCCUCCUCCCUUUUCAACUUCUCCUUCUCCCGGUACUUCUAUCUGUGGUAAUGAAAUAUCAUAUGGAAAUAAAAUAUCAAAUCAAAAUAUAUCCGAUUUAAAUCAAAAUCCCGAUUAUUGCUCACUUACAUCUUCCCUUAAUCUACUUGAAAAUAAUAAAUUACAAAUUGAAAAUGAAAUUAUUCAAUUAUCAAAUCUUUCAAACAAAACCAAAUUAAAUAAUUCUAAUAUUGAUGAAAAAGAAAUGUUGAUUAAUUUUUAUAUGAAGUUAAUUAAUAAUGAAACAAAUUUACCAAAACAACAUCAAAUAUUGAAAAGUCCAAUUAUUAAUUGGUCAAAAUAUCAUUCAGGUUUAAAAAAUGUUAAUCUCGAUGAUUCAAAUAUUAAAAAUAUUAAAAAUUUAAAAAAUAAUUCUUCAAAUUCAAAUACUUUGUUUAAAACUUUAAAUGUAUUUGGUAAUACAAAUAAACGGGCUGAUCAAUUAUCUCCACCUCCUGGUGUUGGUGGAAGAAGUAUUGGAUCUAAAACUACCGGGAAAUCUUGUGGUAAAUAAUUUUUAAUUUCCUUUUAGUUUAACAGAUUAUGAUUUCUUUCUUUUAUCUUUUUUUUUUCCUUCUUAUUUUUCUUUCGUUCUCUUUUAUAUUUUGUUCCUUUAUAGUUGCUUGUUUUCCGUUCUUUCCAUUUUAGUUUAAUAUCAUACAUACAUUUAUAUAGUUUUAAAUCAAUUUUAC
Hyphopichia burtonii NRRL Y-1933 is the source of this 1145-nucleotide messenger RNA. RefSeq lists its product as uncharacterized. The transcript has a single exon. Bases 101 to 967 code for a protein of 288 amino acids. Lineage: Eukaryota; Fungi; Ascomycota; Pichiomycetes; Serinales; Debaryomycetaceae. The record is from RefSeq and is a predicted model, not a curated record.